Molecule: messenger RNA, 1083 nt
Organism: Acaulospora morrowiae
Lineage: Eukaryota; Fungi; Glomeromycota; Glomeromycetes; Diversisporales; Acaulosporaceae
Source: the annotation of a GenBank genome assembly
AUGGAACACACCGAUGAUAUCCUUUCUCAAUCCACAAUGUCGUCAAGCUCACUAGCGUCCAGCGUAUCAUUCGGUGUUCAAUCAUUCUCAAAAUUACGCCCGUCUUCUAUUAGUACGGCUCCCACAUCUCAUUCGUCAUUUUCAUCAAUUACACCCCAAUCCUCUAAACUCGACUCCAGCAUAAACAUAGAUUCGUCUCAAUAUCAUAUUACAAAUAGCGCCUCGUCUUCGGAAAGUGAGCUUGACGUUGAUUUCUUGUGUUCGACCUGCAAGCAACCAAGAAAAGAUGAUCGUUGGUGUCAAUACUGCGAGUCACAGAAACUUUCAAUGGAUUUCUCAAACUGGACGAGUGGAAAUCCAGAUCUUAAUGAAUUCAUAAGGGACACUCAACGUAGAGCCAACAGCAAAACUGACUAUUUGGUAUGGAUAGAUUAUGAAAUGUUUGAAGAUGUAGAAUUUUUGGCUAAGGGAGGAUUUGGGGACGUAUACUAUGCAGUUUGGACCAAUGGACCCAAUAAGAUUUUGGUGUACGACAAAGAAGAACAUACUUGGAAAAUAACAGCAAGAACUCCAGUAGCCUUGAAAUGCCUAUACGACUCUAAGAAUAUCAGUGCAGAUUUCUUGAAUGAAUUAAAAUCACAUUAUAAAUGUCGUAAUGGCCUUAUCCUUCGCUGCUAUGGUAUUACACAACACAGAGAAACCAGAAACUACAUGUUAGUGAUGCAGUAUGCAAACGGGGGUGAUUUGCGUAAUUACCUCUGUGAAAAUUUAUCUCUACUUACCUGGGGUCAAAAACUGAGGAUGCUUUGUGAUAUAGCACUAGGCCUUGAGGGAAUACACGAUGUGGAUCUUAUACACCGAGACUUUCACAGUGGAAAUAUAUUGCAGCAUACAUUCAAUGAUGGCACCGUGAAAACAUUUAUCACAGACUUGGGGCUUUGUAGACCUGUGAAUAAAUUUGUGGCGUCCAAAGAAAAAUUGGGAAAGAAAAUGGAGGAUUUACGCUUUUGGACGCAUCCAAAGGCAGUUUAUACCAGUAGGUUGCUGCCAAUAAUUAAGACUUCGAGGAAAAGUGGUAAGUGA